Messenger RNA from Hermetia illucens (black soldier fly), 1157 nucleotides. It is a transcript of the gene Gmer, whose product is annotated as probable GDP-L-fucose synthase. Lineage: Eukaryota; Metazoa; Arthropoda; Insecta; Diptera; Stratiomyidae. Bases 131 to 1102 code for a protein of 323 amino acids. Gene Ontology annotation, biological process: nucleotide-sugar biosynthetic process. The record is from RefSeq and is a predicted model, not a curated record. Gene Ontology annotation, molecular function: GDP-L-fucose synthase activity. The transcript is spliced from 5 exons.
UCAUUUCAACAUAAUCAGCUGCCGGGUGACAGCUGGAUGUCGGCGUUCGAUUUUUUCUACGUGGAUUUCAUGGUUCUGAAUUAGUCCAUUUAUUCUCGCGAGAUUAACAAAUAGCGGGUAUCAAACUGCCAUGAGCACUGUUGUCCUGGUGACCGGCGGUAGUGGGCUGGUGGGCAAAGCCAUACAAGAUGUUGCCGCUGAGGAGAACCGGGAGGACGUGAAGUGGUAUUUUGCCACAUCCAAAGACGCCGAUUUGAGAGAUGUGAACCAGACCCGACGCCUUUUCGAGAAGGUUCAGCCGACGCAUGUCAUCCACUUGGCGGCGAAGGUCGGGGGCCUUUUCGACAACAUGAAUAAUAACUUGGAUUUUCUGCGCGAAAACAUACAAAUCAACGACAACGUCCUGCAGACGGCCUAUGAGCACAAGUGCAAGAAAGUGGUCUCGUGCUUGUCGACCUGCAUCUUCCCUGACCGGACGACGUACCCAAUCGACGAGACUAUGCUCCAUGAUGGGCCGCCGCACCCGUCGAACUACGGGUAUUCGUACGCCAAGCGCUUGGUCGACGUCCAGAACCACGCCUACAACCAGAAGUACGGUUGCAACUUCACCUCGAUCAUUCCUUGUAACAUUUUCGGGCCCAACGACAACUACCGUCCAGUGGUGAGCCACGUCAUUCCUGGCAUGAUCUACCGCAUGCACCAGUUGAUAAACUCGCAGGAGACCGACCUCCCCGAGGAGGAGAAGGUGUUCACGGUGUACGGGAGCGGCAAGCCCCUGCGGCAGUUCAUUUACUCCCUGGACCUGGCCAGGCUCAUGGUCUGGGUGAUGUGGAACUACGACAGUGUCGAGCCCAUUAUCCUUUCAGUUGACGAAAAGGACGAGGUGACAAUCGCGGAUGCAGCACGGGAAGUGGCAAAAGCAUUUAAAUUCAAGGGCAAGCUCGAGUUCGACACCAGCAAGGCGGACGGGCAGUACAAGAAAACUGCAUCCAAUAAGAAGCUGCGGGCGUUUCUCCCAGGAUUCAAGUUCACCGACUUCAGUGAGGCCGUGGAAAGCAGCGUCAGAUGGUUCGUGGAUAACUACGAGGUAGCUAGGAAAUAAAUAAAAUAUUGAAUGGACAAUUGUCAAAUCAAUAAAGUCUAUUUUUCGUUAAAAA